Molecule: messenger RNA, 2800 nt
Organism: Erpetoichthys calabaricus (reedfish)
Lineage: Eukaryota; Metazoa; Chordata; Cladistia; Polypteriformes; Polypteridae
Gene: glb1
Product: galactosidase, beta 1
Exons: 16
Coding region: 37-1992 (651 amino acids)
Biological process (GO): carbohydrate metabolic process
Cellular component (GO): vacuole
Molecular function (GO): beta-galactosidase activity
Source: RefSeq, a predicted model, not a curated record
CGCUCAGCUGACUCGCGGUCGCUCACUCAAGCUGUCAUGGCUUCUGUAAACGCUCGUGUGUUGUUGCUGUUCGUAGUCUCGGCGUUGAGCUGCUUCGCGGUUGUAUCAUCUCAAUCAUUUGAGAUUGAUUAUAAAAACGACUGUUUUCUGAAGGAUGGCAGACCUUUCCACUACAUCUCAGGCAGCAUACAUUAUAAUCGCAUCCCCAGUUACUACUGGAAAGACCGAUUGCUGAAGAUGUUCAUGGCAGGAUUAAAUGCCAUACAGAUUUAUGUACCUUGGAACUACCAUGAGACUGUACAAAACCAGUACAACUUCAAAGGGGACAGGGAUUUAGAGCAUUUUCUACAGCUGGCCAAUGAUAUCGGACUACUGGUAAUUUUAAGACCAGGUCCGUAUAUUUGUGCUGAGUGGGAAAUGGGUGGCUUACCUGCCUGGUUACUUAAGAAAAAAGAUAUUUUGCUUCGCACUAUGGAUGCUGAUUACAUUGCAGCUGUUGACCGUUGGAUGGGUGAACUUCUUCCAAGGAUCAAGCCUUUUCUGUAUCAAAAUGGUGGCCCUAUUAUUACAGUUCAGGUAGAAAAUGAGUAUGGUAGCUACUUUGCUUGUGAUUUCAAUUAUCUUCGGCAUCUCAUGAAGCUUUUCCGUUCUCAUUUGGGAGAAGAGGUGGUGUUGUUCACUACUGACGGGGCGGGUCUGGGUUAUCUGAAGUGUGGAACUCUGCAGGGCCUUUAUGCCACAGUGGACUUUGGGCCAGGUGGCAAUGUUACCUCACAGUUCAUGGUACAAAGGCAUGCUGAACCUAACGGACCAUUGGUGAAUUCCGAAUUCUACACAGGCUGGUUAGACCAUUGGGGUGAAGCCCACUCAAUUGUCAACAAAGACGUCAUAGUGAAAUCUCUGAAUGAAAUCCUGCUGCAUGGAGCCAACGUCAACUUGUAUAUGUUUAUAGGAGGAACAAACUUUGGUUAUUGGAAUGGUGCAAAUUCACCAUUUGCUUCCCAACCCACAAGCUAUGACUAUGAUUCUCCUCUUUCCGAAGCAGGUGAUCUGACUGAAAAAUAUUUUGCCAUACGUGAUGUUAUUAAAAUGUUCAAAGAUGUCCCUCAGGGUCCAGUACCUCCAUCAACACCCAAGUUUUCCUAUGGAGCUGUUCAAAUGAAGAAGCUUCAGACAGUCUCCUCAGCACUUGAUCUCAUAUCUUUCUCUGGACCAGUCAAAAGCAUCUUUCCUUUGACUUUCAUUGACCUGGAUCAGAAUUUUGGCUUCAUACUGUAUCGGACUCUACUGCCCAAAGACUACAUUAACCCUACUCCUUUGUCAUCACCAUUAAAUGGUAUUCAUGACCGGGCUUACAUAACAUUGGAUGGGGUGCCAGCUGGAAUUCUUGAGCGUGAUAAAAUUUUAUCCAUUAACAUAACUGGGAAAGCUGGUGGUCAGCUGGACAUUCUUGUAGAGAACAUGGGCAGAAUUAACUAUGGAAAAUACAUCAAUGACUUCAAGGGUCUUGUGUCCAAUUUAACCCUGGGAGCAGACAUAUUGACUGGCUGGAACAUCUAUACUUUGAACAUUGAUGAAGUAAUUGGCAGAGGUUUGCUAAAUAAAGCAGAAGAGCUGAACCACAGGUCGGUGGCACCUGCAAAUCUCACCAGCCCUGCUUUCUAUAGGGGUAGUUUUGAAAUUCCCAGUGGAAUCCCUGAUCUUCCUCAGGAUACUUACAUCCAGUUUCCUGAGUGGCGGAAGGGCCAAGUCUGGAUUAAUGGCUUUAAUCUUGGCCGAUACUGGCCCGCCCGGGGACCUCAGAUUACUUUAUAUGUGCCGGCUCAUAUUCUGAGCACUUCUGCACCCAACAACGUUACUGUGCUGGAGUUGGAAAGGUCACCAUGUGAAUACGGACCUUGUGUCGUGGAGUUUGUGUCAACACCAAUCCUGAAUGCAACCGUCCCUCACUCCACUAAACACAAACACCUUUACGUUAAAGACUUUGUAUAAGGAGACUGAAACAAUUCACCUCAGGAUGUUUAUUUUUGAUAUAUAUAUAUUUUUUUUUACAAUUAACAAUCAUAUUGUGAAAAAAUCUAAAAUCCAAGCAAGGUGAGCAGUCUUUACACUUUUGUGUAUUUUAAAUUGCACUUGUUAAUUCGCACUGAUGCACAUCCAGCUCUGCUGUAAAAAAAAAUGAAAUUGUAUAUGGAGAAAAGCAGAUCUUUCAUGAGAAGUCCUUACAAAAAAGUUGAAAUUGACUUUUAAUUAGAAAAUGCAAUAUCAAUGCUGCUUUUUAAUUGCAUAAAGACUAAAUUAAUUCAACUGCAUAUAAGUUCUUGUGAGAAUGAUGGUAUAUUAUAAAUCUGGGGAAUGUUGUGCCAUUUCAAAAAAACCAUUGUAAUGUCAAAACGAAUCACAAGAGUGUCUCUUAUCCCUUGAUAGUGAAAGUGUUUUCUGAUUAAUGUUGACCAGUACUUCACAAUUCAUGAGCAGUUAAUUUUUAUGAGAUGUCAGUAUUGAGUUAUCUGCAGAUUAUUAUGCCGUGUCUGGUACUAGAGUGGUGUCGUUAAAUCUUGUAUCAAGGCGGAUGGCAGAUGUCGAGUGUUCUCCCAGUCACACUGGUUUCUCUGUACAGCAAUGGACCAUUGCACGUGGUGUUGUAAAGGAGUUCAAACAGGUGCACAAAGUAGCUGAGGUCCCGCUUUAUCCGCUUAUGAUGAAUACACACAUAAAGUGCAUUCAGAAAAUAUGUAAACCACUGCACUUUUUACUUAUUUUGUUACAUAAAUCAGCCAUACCCUAAAAAAAGUUCAAA